This is a messenger RNA of Leptonychotes weddellii (Weddell seal), 2710 nucleotides long. The record is from RefSeq and is a predicted model, not a curated record. Lineage: Eukaryota; Metazoa; Chordata; Mammalia; Carnivora; Phocidae.
GGGGUCGGUGGUCUGAGCUGGGAGAGGUCUUGCUCCGAGCGUCGCGCUCGGAGGGGCUGGAGCGGGUGUGCGGAUGCUGGAAGUUCACAUCCCGUCGGUGGGACCCGAGGAUCCCAGGCAGAGCCCAGAGAAAGGACACAUGGUGUUCCGAGUGGAAGUGCUGAGCCGCGGGCGCAGGCACACCGUGCAGAGGCGCUACAGCGAGUUCCACGCGCUGCACAAGCGGAUCAAGAAACUGUACAAAGUGCCCGACUUCCCCUCAAAACGCCUGCCUAACUGGAGGACUAGAGGAUUGGAGCAGCGGCGGCAGGGCUUGGAGGCCUAUAUCCAGGGUGUCCUGUACCUGAACCAGGAUGUACCCAAGGAGUUACUGGAAUUCCUGAAUCUUCGGCACUUCCCCACAGACCCUAAGGCCAGCAGCUGGGGCUCACAGCGCGUCUCCUUUUCAGCGCCCUGGGGGAGUUCCUGCCCAAUGACAGCAGCUCCCAGCUGCACCACCGGCCUGUCUUCAGCUUCCACAGGGAUCCCUACAUUCGCAGCCCAUCCCCAGAGCCUCUGCCCAACGUGGUGGUGAAUGGCGUGCUCCAGGGCCUCUAUGGCUGCAGCAACGGGCCAGCUGAAGCUCAGCCGGAGGCAUCUUCUCACCCUGCUCCUUUGCCACCGAUGCCCUGACCAGCCCAGAGGCCUAUGGGCCACCUGCCAGGACAGGCAUGUGCCUCAGUGUAUGUGCCCCCUUCUCAGAGGAGGCUAGGUCCCCCUUGGCCCAGACCCAGGACUAACCUGCCCGAGGUGCCAGGGCAGGGACAACAGGGGAUAAGGAAUAAAGGGAGAAGUCCAUUUAGAGGUAGGCUUUGACAAGGUAGAGAUGUAUUUCUUCCCCUCCACCCACAGGGGGGUGGGGGACAAGCAAAGACUGAGGCACCCUCGUGGCAAAGGUUAGAAGGAAAAGCUCCUGCCUGCUACCUGUGGGUAGUUAUCAGGGCACUAGGGUUCCGACCAGAGCCCCAGAAGGGGGCACAGGCACCCCCGGCCACAGGAGGCCCAGACAUGCUGGGACCGGGACUUGAGCAGGUGUUGCAGGCCCAAGAACCCAGCCCACACACUGGUUAUAAAAAACCCACCUUUUUUUUUUAAUAGGUCAGCAUUGGUAGGACUUUGUUACAAAACCAGGCUGGUAGGUAGGCCUGGGGAAUGGGGGGGGGGUCCGCUCCGUCAGACGCCAGCACUGCGGUCAGUGUAGCAGGGAGCCCUGCGGCGGGCGGUCUUCACCCGCGGGAGGCACCAGGGCCGCACAGAUGGUGGCGCAAAGAGGUCCCUGGGGCCCUACUCCUUGGCGAUGGCAAAGGGCUUCUCCACCUCGAUCUUGCCACAGUCUGCGAUCGUCACAUCCUUCAGGGGCUUGUCCCGACUGUCCGUCUUGGUGCUCUCCACCUUCCGUACUACCUCCUGGGAAGGCAGGCAGCAGCAGUAGAGCGGCAUGAGUGCGGAGGUCCACCCCUCAAGGGAGAAGCCCCGGAAUAUGGCCGGGGAAGGCUGAGACCCCCAUGGGACGAGCAGCAUGCAAACCUUGAGGCACCAAAAUCCCAACGGGACCCUAGACAGGGAGAGCCCAGCUUUGACGAGGGGACGCGGGAGUUUUGAUCCUCUGCAGUGGGACCGGGCUGAGCUAAGGGCGAGGGGGAAGAGGGUAGCUGGGGAGUGGGUACCAAGUGGCUUCUCAGGGACACAGUGUUUGGCUGGGUCCUGCACACCUGAGGGGGGUGGAGCCUAGCAGCGAGUGAGUGAAACGGAGGCCCCUGCCCCUGGGCAGGCUGAGGAACUGAGAACCUGGGGGCAGAGACACGAAGGGUAGUUCCCGAUGCCCUCUGGGUUUGUGCACAUGAACACUGGGAAGCUGUGCGUUCCCUGUCAGGAAAGGGAUAAACUAGGUGGCACCCCUACCCUGGGCUGUCCGUUUCCUGGUGAAGGUUGCUCAGGUUUAGCCCCUGCCCCUCAAACUCACCAUGCCUUCCAGAACUUUACCAAACACCACGUGCUUGCCAUCCAGCCAGGCUGUCUUAACGGUCGUGAUAAAGAACUGGGAGCCGUUGGUGUCUUUGCCUGCAUUGGCCAUGCUCACCCAGCCAGGCCCGUAGUGUUUCAGCUUGAAGUUCUCAUCGGGGAAGCGUUCACCAUAGAUGCUCUUUCCUGGGAAGGAAGAGUAGGUCAGGGAGCUGAAUUGGCCCAAACCAAGCAGAUCUUUGGGGUGAGGAUUCCAGGGACUCAACCUGUCUUUGGUGUCAGGCCAGGCUCCAGUGGAUUAUAAGGACUAAAAGCUGUCUCCUUCCUACCCUCUGGUCUUGGAGCCAAACCAUGCUGAUAGACCAAGUGGGGCAUAAGGCCAGGCUGAUUUAGUGAACAGCUCACCCGAUCAAUUAUUUUGAGGAAUAUAGUUUAGUGGCUUUUAAAUAAGGCAAAUAUCAACAGCUACCCUUGGCGAUGGCCUGGGAGGUCUGCCACCGGAACUCUGAGGUACUCUGGUAGAGAGAGGUGCUAUGCAGGGGGCAGGGGAGGUAAGAACUCUCCAGAAAAGGAGGACAGCUGUGGUUGACCAGCUUUUCUUCCUAACAGCACAGAAGAUAACUGAGAUGAGUGGGGAGGGGCUGCCCCUUGGGUUCUGGAUAAUCAAGAGCCUCUUAUCAAUGAACACAAAAUAAAAGCUGGAUGUUGA